AUGUCGGAAGAUCAUUCUCAAACAGAAGAUAUUACCCUUCAUGACACAUCAAUACCAAUAUUAGAGAGCAGGGCUAAGUCUCCAUUAAUCGAGUGUAUACCAACAUCCACGUUCAAGUUAAAAUUGAAAUAUGAGGGUUACUUUCGGCUGACGAAGAAUAGUUGUAGGCAAAUAUAUUGUUUUGGCUCUCAAAAAUGUAUCCACAUAGACACAUUUUUAUACAAGUUAAGUCAACUACAUGAAGAAGUGGUAAAGCGUUAUUCAUCAAAGAACAAACCAAAAUUUUCUAUUCUUUAUGUUGACAAGUAUGCACUAGAAAAAUUCCUUAUUGAGCUUGAUUCUGAUGAAAAGUUCAUGGCUAUGCUUGGCAUGUAUGGAAGCGAGAAACAAGUAACCAUUUAUGUGACAACAGAGAAUAACCUUGGCACCAAUAACCAUACUAACCAUUUGUGCGCCAAUAGAGAUGAACCACACGAUGAGUAUGAUGCAGACCUUUGUCCUAGUGAAGAAAGCUAUCACAGUCAUCUCAGUUCUGAUAAUGAAGACGGUAUAAUGAAUGAUGAUGAUGAAGUUUACUCAUUUAGUAAGAAUAGUACAAGCAUGGAAGUCGACUCAAAAUUUGAAAAUGUGGUUGACUUUAGGAGAGCUUUGAACCACUUUGCAGUCACAAAUGAAUUUAACUACUAUAUUCAGAAAAGUAACCCGACACGAUUCACAGCAAGGUGUGAAAACCUAGAGUGCAAGUGGAGAAUUCAUGCUUCUAUUACACAAGAUGAAGUUACCUUUGAAGUUAAGAAAAUGGUAGAAGUACAUACUUGCACUCGCAGCAACAAGGGUGGCAAUAAGCAUGCUACACAAUGA
Lactuca virosa is the source of this 861-nucleotide messenger RNA. The record is from the annotation of a GenBank genome assembly. Lineage: Eukaryota; Viridiplantae; Streptophyta; Magnoliopsida; Asterales; Asteraceae.